GGGGCUUUCAGAUCCUACACCAGUGAAUCAAAUGAGUAGUCAUCGAAAGCACAACAUCUCCCUUUUAAAGCUGGUAAUCACACCCAGGACAAAUUUAACGUUGCAGCACAAUCGCAACAAGCCGAAGAAUUACCCAUUGAGAAGAAAAUGCCUCCUUUAACUGACAAAGUCGAUCCAAGAGAUAACGAGAAUCUUGAGGUGCACAAGGCAGGCUCAGACAUCGCCAUGAGUUCAGAGGCUGAAGGCACUGAAUCCCAGACAGUCGUGAAUGGGCUUCCAACAAACCAACAGCAACAUGGUCAAGAAACAGAUCGGUCAAAAAUCAGUGUGGGCAAGGGGUCAGUGACGAUGCGAAUAACCUCAGGGUAUGUGGAACCUCCAGAGGCUGACUUGCCACUCAGUGAAGAUUCCCAACAAUUGACCAGCCCUGAGCUGCCAAGUUCAAAGACAGCUGCAGAUGGUUGGAUGCCACCUUCAGCUGGUGAAACAAAUGGAGAUGCCGCGUCAUCCUCGCUGGCAGCUAAAGGAUUUCGCAGUGUGCGGCCACAACUGCCAACCGAUUACAAGCCACAACUUCAGCCACCUCCUAUCCCCCCUCCCCCUAAGGAAGAAAGCUUUGCAUGGCGUCCAUUGAACAAGGUUAAGCCAUCUUAUUUUGCACCAGUCCCUAUUCUGGAAUAUGUCCCUAUUAGACCGGAGCUGCUGCCCACACAGAAACAUUCGGCACUGCCUAACAUUUACAUUGAGGAUCCCUCUUCCACAGGCUCUAAUGCCAAAUCAAAGUCCACCAUUUGCUCAGCCAAGGUAACGCUGCAUGUCAGCCAGCCUGUUGUUCACCGCACCCCCUCACCACAGGACUGGGUAUUGGAAUCUGAAGCUACCCUCCAGUCUGCCAGUUGGUGUGCUGGUUCUGACCCGGGGAGAAAGGUUAGCAAUCUCUACGUACCCUGUUUGUCCAGAAGCACUAGCUCUUGCUCAUCCAGGGACAACACCUGCGAUGCACCUGAGGAAGCGGAUAUGCCCGCUGCACCAGCCACCGGAGCUCAGCUGUUUGUGCCAGCCACCACUGAUUCUCCCCCACUGGUUCCCCGCAAACCAUCGCUUCAGGUUUUCUUGCCUAGGGUCGAGAUUGGUGGUGCCCAGACUGACGACUCGCUCUCAGAGCCUCGAUUGCAGCCCGGGAGCUCAGCGCUGGAUCAGGAACAAGCGUCCUGCAUGGACACUCUGAGACCGGACAGACAGGCACAUCCUACCACCCACCAGAGUGCCCCUCAAAGGGCUGACACCUCCAGUGUGGAUGUGUCAGCUGGCAUUGCUCAGCCUGAGGUGAUAGUCUCAUCCAGCGGAUUUCCCCCUAAGGCAGUUUGGGAGAGGGAGGAAGGUGUGUGCACGGCCCAGGCUUCAGCUGAACCAGUCUCGCCAUCCCUGCCAUCUCAUCCUGCCGCUGCACCUUUGACCCUGCCAACGCUCGACGACUUCAUCCCCCCUCACCUGCAGAAAGGGGUCUCCCACACUGUGUGUGCCUCCUCCACCACCCCUAUUAACUCACCAGCACCAUUGCUGCUCCCACCCAGCACCAAGCUGCACAGCGUCCUGGACUCCCAGCUCACCGGACACCCCCCGUGCACAGAUGUUCAGUCCACGAUAAGUGAAGGAGAAUCACCUUGUGUGAGUCUGGAGUCACACCCUGGCCUUGUCUCGUCUAGCAGGCUUUCAGCCUAUCCAUCCACCACCUUUGUGAAUCCUACCAUCGUCCUGCUCCAGCACAAUCGAGAACAGCAGAAGCGUUUGAACAGCCAGUCAGAUUCUGUGCCAGAAACAGUAACUGAUCAUAAAACCCAAGCCCCAGCUUCGGACGCAGUCGCUCCUCCUGUGCACACAGCAACGGUAAUGGAUAGUAAACGGCAGAAAGUCACACGGAUGCCUCAGACCUCCUUCAUCGCACCUGAAGACCUGGGUAUUAAGAAUGUCGAGAGACCCAAAGAUUGGUACAAGACCAUGUUCAAACAGAUCCACAAAGUCGGCAAAGACACUACUGAAGAAAAUCCGUAUCACCCUACCUACAGCUUUCCUGAGCUUCCUGAAUGCCAGCAGAAAAGAGAAGAAACGGUCAUUUACACCCCAACCUAUGUCUUCUCCAAGAUUGCUCAGAGAGAGCUUCUCAAAGCAGAUGAUGACUCGGAAUACUAUCCCCCGCGGUACCAUUAUUCUGAAGACAUGAAAAGUCAGACAAUUGUGCCUCGUUCCAAAAGCGUAGGAGACGUUAUCGACUCAGAGAUGGCUGAACGGAGAUCAGCGACCCUGCCACUACCCACUCGAUCAUCAUCUUUGAAGCCCCUCUCUGAAAGGAACGACUGGGGGCCUCUAGAUAAAAAAGUUGACACAAGGAGGUAUCGUGCUGAACCAAGGAGCAUUUUUGAUUAUGAACCUGGAAAGUCUUCUGUGCUCGCUCAUGAGAAAACGAAGACAGAAGAAAAGACUGGGAAAGACCCUACGCAGAUUUCGAUCCAGAAUAGAACCACUGGCUACAAGACUGAUCAGGGUCAGACGGAAAAUCUGUCAAAUCAUCAUGAAGUGGAGAUAGGGCAAGAUAAGCGGGACGUAAGUCCGGAAGAAAUAGAUUUAAAGAAUGAACCUUGGUAUAAGUUCUUUUCGGAGCUGGAGUUCGGCAAACCGCCUCCAAAAAAGAUUUGGGAAUAUACGCCAGGAGAGUGCUCUAUUCUUUCUGUAGAGAAUAGAAAGGAUCAGCUAGAGAAAGAUCUCUAUCUCUACCAGGCUGAGCUAGACACAGACUUAGAAAAAAUGGAGAAGCUUUUUAGAAGCCACGACACCCAACUGUGUAAGAACCCAGCGCUGAACUCUCCCUCGGAAAUCCCAUCUGAAUGCUCAAAUUAUUCUGCAUUCUUGUCCAAUUCCCACGCAGUGAGGAGGCAGUUGGAGACGGGCACAGGGGAGCCAAUCAGCCAGGAGAACGAAAGGCAAAUCUACAAGACUGUUCUGGAAGGGGGAGAUAUUCCAUUCCAGGGAUUGAGUGGCUUGAGCAAGAGGACAUCCAGCUCCUCGUCAACCAAAGUGGAUUUUAAAGGUGGGAAUGGCCACAGCAUUUCAACUACUUCCCUUUAUAGUACACCAGUUAACUCUAGUAAUAUGCUAGGUAAUAAAUGUAAACAUAAGACACCUUUGUCAGCAGCAAAGGCCUGCAUUUCAGAAAUUCUUCCCUCAAAAUUCAAACCCAAACUAUUGGUAGAGAGCAUCCGUCCCCAGGACAGAGAGGGUGACGCUCGCUGUCGGCAGAGGGCCCAGAGUUGUGAAAACCUCCUCAGCAUCGACAGCAAACUUGCCAGCAAGAAAGUGGGGCUGAAGGAGACUGGGCGAAGUGUCGAGUCUCUCUUCGUGGCUGGAAACGAGGAGCCCAGCCUUCGAUCGAGUGAGCACGGAAACGAGGAGCCUAGCCUUCAUGCGAGUGGUCAUGGAAGGCUGCAGGAGCUGCCCAUCAACCCCAGGAGAGGGCUGCUUCCGAAUGGCUCUGGUGACGACAUGCCAACCUUUACCAAAAUCUACCAAAGUACCCACCAGAUGGGCCGUUGGCUGCCCCCAGGAGCCCUGCCCACAUCCAUGGUGAGAGCCAUGGUGUGUCGGUUAGAAUGCAACCCAAAAAGCCACUGCAGGCAGAAUUUGAGUCAAGAUGGGUUGGACCAGGCCCCAGAGUAUUCGGUAUCCUCCAAGGUCAAUGAGUUUGAGCAGAUCAUCCAGAGGUCACGGUCAUUGCCCACACUGGAUGCCACCACUAGCUCCACGCCCCACAGGAGCCCAGUGCCACCUCUCUCCAGGCCUUUCCUGCAUACCGCACACUCUGCUGAAUCUCUGCUGGAGCCCCCUCCACAGUGCCAUGAGAAGUCCGAACCCAAUGUUCAAAUAACCAUCCGGCAUGCUUCCGCUUCCAGCAGUGAUCCUGAAGAAAUGGCAUCGGAGCUUAGCGAAGUGGUAGUUACGCAGUUGCCGUGCCCUGCUCCAGACCAGGCAGACGGCCUCUCCUGCAUCUCGGCUGACAGCUCGGAUGGUAAGGAUUGGCCUGUGAACAUACGCAACACCAACCGGUGCCAAGGAGCCUGCCCUGCCUCCUACACCCGCUUCACCACCAUCCGCAAGCACGAGAAACAGGCCACAAGCCCCUUGGAUCCCAGGCAGGCCAUACAGCAACUCCUCCCGAGCCCCCUCUCCAGAAAUCUCUACCUCCUGAGCCCGAGGCCAUUCCGACUGAAAAGACCGUUUCUGCACAGGCCUAGAAAGCUGAUAGCCCAGCCAGACUUGGGUAGCCAUGUUGUGGUGGACCAUGAGGAAGGAUGUCCGCCUGGUAACCAAGGCAGACAGGGGUCAUUUUCCAUUCACGGGCCGACCCUUCCCAGACGCACCGUCUCCCUUCGGGUUUUGGAAAAGCUCUGCCACCCGGUCAUGACUGGACUUUGCCAAGAUAACAGCUUCUUUCAGCAUCCUGAUCUCCCGGGGGAAUCUGUGAACGGGAAUCUUGUUUCGUUAGCUGUGCUCGAUGAGGUCGACCCAAACAACAAUCGGCAAAAUAUACUGGGGAUGUACCUGAAAGAGUCAGACUCUCCAAGGCUGUCUGCUCCAGUUGAACGCAUGGAGACCCCUGAGGAAAUGUGUCGACGUCGGCAAGAGGACAAGGAGAGACUAUUAGAAGAGCAGAGACGGCUUAGACGAGAACAAGAGGAAGCAGAUAUUGCAGCCAGGAGGCACACAGGAAUCGCUCUUACACAUCACCAGUUUAUCACUAAUGACAGAUUUGGGGACCUCCUUGACAUAGAUGAGGCAGCCAGGAGGAGAUCUGGGUCAGAGAUGUUGCCAGCCAGAGCCAAGUUUGACUUCAAGGCGCAGUCUCUGAAGGAGCUGCCGUUUCAGAAGGGAGACAUUGUCUACAUCUACAGACAGAUAGAUCAGAACUGGUAUGAAGGCGAGCAUCAUGGGAGAGUUGGCAUCUUUCCCCGGUCGUACAUUGAGCUUCUGCCACCAACAGAAAGGGCCCAACCCAAAAAGGCACCCCCACUUCAGGUGCUAGAAUAUGGUGAGGCUGUGGCUCGUUUCAACUUCAGUGGUGACACCCAUGUGGAGAUGUCUUUCAGGAAGGGCGAGCGAAUCACACUCAUAAGAAGAGUUGAUGAAAACUGGUACGAGGGCAAAAUCUCGGGCACAAAUCGCCAGGGCAUUUUCCCUGUCACCUAUGUGGAUGUGAUUAAGAGACCCAGGGUGAAGAAUGCAGUUGAUUACCCUGAUCCCCCUGGAUCUUAUUCCUCAAAUCGCAGCUCAACAAGCUCCCCGCAGUUCUCUGGUAAUUCUGCUCACCCCACACCAUCUCCUCCUCCUCCUGUUCCACCUCGCUAUCGCAGAGGCCUUUCUCCAGAUGUGCAAGCUGUGACUUCUGACUGGAUCACGCUGACGAUGGGAAUCUCCCCAAGCCAUACUCCUCUUGUGACUCCUCCGUUGCCUCCUCUCCCUGAAGGCUUCUACUCUGACAGGAACUACCUUAGCACCUCACUGGAGAGCAGCCCUUCGCUAGUGGUCAGCCCUCCUCCCUCGAAAGAAUUUGUCGAUUCUAUGCCCUACUCUGAUCAAUCACCUUUGCUACCACCUCGAUCACAGCAAUCUGUGCGGAGUGUCACUUUUAGCACUCCCCUCAGUGAGGAACCCAUUCAGUUUACACCAUCUCCCACCUUUAGUUGUUACAAUUCCGCCCCCCAAGUAGCCUCGCUGCCACCAACUCCUCCAGGUUCAAGUCCGCUUAGUGCGGCCGACGGUCUCUCUGCUGUGAGGAAUGGGAGGUGUGAGGGUGAAGCAGUGAAUCUUUUGACUGUUCACGUGACCAGUCUGGACGGUGCGCCCAACAAGGCAUCAGACCUGGGGACGUGUUCCAAGAGCCCAAAGAAAGGUCAGUGCCCUGCAGUUAGCUGUGAGCUAUCCAGGGAGCUCCUACAGAUUGUCCAGGGAGGUAGUGAGCAAGAUCCAGAAGGCACCAGCAAUGGGAAACCAGCAGAAGCAACAGAGAAGCCAAACUCGAGAACUGAUAGUGGGCUUGGAGGAAGAUAUGCCAGGAGUCCGAUUGCCUUUUCUGGUUCUCCAGUUAAUAGCCUGAGCUCGGGCUCCCUUGUGCCUUCUCAUCACUCAUUGCGAGGACCAGAUCUCACAGAGUCUGAAAAGAGCUACGUGGAGGCAGUCUGCAAUGAGAUCAUGAACAUUGCAGAAAAGUCUGUUCAUUACUGCAGUAACCUUUCUCACCCGCUUCACUCUCGGCAAAAGGUGUCUGCCCACGACAGUAAACAAUCUUUGAUCAUUUCUCAGCAACCUCGGGGACAGCAGCAAGGGACGAGCCCGGAGAGGACGUUGGCUGCGACAGCCCUCUUCCAAGCAUUGUACAGCUACGUCCCACAGAACGAAGAUGAGCUGGAGCUUCGAGAAGGGGACAUUGUGGAUGUGAUGGAAAAGUGUGACGAUGGCUGGUUUGUUGGAACAUCCAGAAGAUCUAAGCAGUUUGGCACCUUCCCAGGCAACUAUGUCAAACCACUGAAUUUGUAGAGCUGGGAGUCAUUGUGGACUUUUGUUGAAUAAACAGCUCCUGCCCUCCAAUCCAACCCCAACACUGGCAGAGGGUCCAUGAGCUGUUAAUUGGAUUGAACAUACUGUAACUUGGCCGAAACAUUCUGCUUAUAACAUGAAGUGUCUUUACUUGCCCCGAACAAGGAGCACGCUGAGCAAGAGAGAAUGCGUGAGUGGUACGUGAGCUUAGGGUCUGAGGUUGCUGAUGCAUCGACCGUAUUAACCCAGUGGGUGGGCAAGGACUGGAUUAGUUGACAAGGGGAAGACAAUGCCCAUCAUGGCUUAAAGUUGGACUCCCCUUUCUAUAUGGUACUCAGAGAUAUACGGUCUGGAUGAGAGACAGAACCAGGAGGCUUGGGAACACUUGAGUCUCUGACUGGGGAUAGGGCAUGAGAUUGGAAGACAAGCCGGCUAUUGCACUGAGCCCUGUCUUUUCACAAUAUGGAGAAUGGAAUGGAACUCUUGAAUACAGAGGAAUUUCUAGCCAGGGGUAACCCUUUACUGCUUGAUACAGUGCAUGCUCUCUGAACCAUCACUUGUAAUCUCUCCUUUUUCUACUGCGUAUUUUGGGUUGCUUUAUUGGAAAACGAACACAGGUAGAAUAUGCACCUCAUUCCCUCUGAAGAGGAAAUGUCACUCCCAGUUUGACAAAGGUCUUGCAGCUGUCCUUUAAUGGCUAAUGCUUAUAUAGAGCAGGUUUCUUUAACACGUGUUAAUAGCCAGUGUCACCCACUUAGAUCUGCAACACUUCUAGUAUUCUUCAGUCACACAACCAGUAAGUAUAUAAUAAAAAAGCACACCUUUCCCGAAGGGAAUCAACCCACUGCUGGGAUAAAGCUUUGUGUAAAUAUGUACAUUUGAUUUUGUACAAAAUUAUGUACUUAUCCUGUAUAGAAAAUAAUAAUUUAACAAAAGAAAUUUUAAAUGGCAAACUGAAAGCAGAGAAGCAAAACAUACUUCUCGGAGCUCUUUUACAAUUUAUUUGCGAGAAACAGAGCCUCGGUUUGGAAGAAAAUGCUUAGCACCAAAACAAAGCACAUGCAAAUUGUGUUUUUUUUAAAAAUCAUCACAGUCUGGGAAAUCAUCUUCCUCCUUGUCUGUACAAAUGAUACAGCAGCAAGAUCACUUUCUGUUUAAUGUGCAGAUGUAUCCCUUCCUCUGCACCAAUAAAUCACUGAUGGGCUGCAAUAUGCUGACUGUACAUAAUCAAAACACUCAUAUUUUAUUUACCACAUUUCUGUGAGCUGCAAGCCUUUAUAAUCAUGUGUUGCAGCAGAUCUUUUGUUGAGCUAUUUUCUUUAUUGCCGUGCUUCAGGAUGUGUUAAUGAAGAUAAGAGUCUCUAUUGACUGCUGUGGUUGCAAAAUGCAAUAUUUAAUAAAGUUUAUUCAAGCCGUGGAUGUGCCUUGCAA
Molecule: messenger RNA, 8016 nt
Organism: Stegostoma tigrinum
Lineage: Eukaryota; Metazoa; Chordata; Chondrichthyes; Orectolobiformes; Stegostomatidae
Product: sorbin and SH3 domain-containing protein 1-like
Exons: 36
Coding region: 148-6585 (2145 amino acids)
Biological process (GO): cell-substrate adhesion
Cellular component (GO): cytoplasm; nucleus; cell-substrate junction
Molecular function (GO): protein binding
Source: RefSeq, a predicted model, not a curated record